UUAGAGGACUCACCACCAUCCUCUCCAAUGGAAACGAGACAGAGGCGGGCCCAGUGGAGGAAGAAGCAUGGCGUGGCGACAGCUCAAAAAGCGGGCCCAGGAUGCCAUGGUGAUCCUGGGGGGCGGAGGACUUCUCUUCGCCUCCUACCUGACAGCCACGGGGGAUGAGCGUUUCUACAGGGAACUCCUGAUGCCGGCUCUGCAGGGGCUGCUAGACCCAGAGACAGCUCACAGGCUGGCCAUUCGCUUCACAUCCCUGGGGCUCCUUCCUCGGGCCACGUUUCAAGACUCUGACAUGCUGGAAGUGAGAGUCCUGGGACAUAAAUUCCGAAAUCCAGUAGGAAUCGCUGCAGGAUUUGAUAAGCACGGGGAAGCUGUGGAUGGCCUUUACAAGAUGGGCUUCGGUUUUGUUGAGAUAGGCAGUGUUACCCCCAAACCUCAGGAGGGAAACCCCAGACCCAGGGUCUUCCGCCUCCCCGAGGACCAAGCCAUCAUUAACAGAUACGGAUUCAACAGUCACGGGCUCUCAGUGGUGGAACACAGGUUACGGGCCAGGCAGCAGACGCAGGCCAGGCUCACAGAAGAUGGGCUGCCACUGGGAAUAAACCUGGGGAAGAAUAAGACCUCGGUGGACGCUGCCUCGGACUACGCAGAGGGGGUUCGAGUCCUGGGCCCCUUGGCUGACUACCUGGUGGUGAAUGUGUCCAGUCCCAACACAGCUGGGCUGCGGAGCCUUCAGGGGAAGGCUGAGCUGCGCCGCCUGCUGACCAAGGUGCUACAGGAGAGGGAUGCCUUGAAGGUAGCCCACAAGCCGGCCGUGCUGGUAAAGAUCGCUCCUGACCUCACGGCGCAAGACAAGGAAGAUAUCGCCAGUGUGGUGAGAGAGCUGGGCGUCGAUGGACUGAUUGUCACGAACACCACAGUGAGCCGCCCUGCCAGCCUGCGAGGUGCCUUGCGCUCUGAAACUGGAGGGCUGAGCGGGAGGCCCCUCCGGGACUUAUCAACGCAAACCAUCCGGGAGAUGUAUGCACUCACCCAAGGCAAGAAUUCCGCCUCCUCAUCUGCAGAUCCACGUGGCUCGGGCUCUGGGGCUGUGAACCGCAGCACUCAGGAGGGGGCCGGGGCUGGAGCCAAACAGCCCCAAGUUCUUCACGCGGCCGGUGCUUCUCUGCAGGCAGCGUUCCCAUCAUCGGUGUCGGCGGCAUCAGCAGCGGGCAGGACGCGCUGGAGAAGAUCCGGGCGGGAGCCUCCCUGGUGCAGCUGUACACGGCGCUCACCUUCCGCGGGCCGCCAGUGGUGGGCGGCGUCAAGCGCGAGCUGGAGGCCCUUUUGAAGGAGCAAGGUUUUACCACAGUCACAGACGCCAUUGGAGCAGAUCAUCGGAGGUGAGGACAGGUCAGUGGGAAGCCUGAUGUGGAUGGAACCUUCCUGCUAAAUCAGGCGAGCCUUCCUGGCUGUUGGAGAGAGGAGAGUCACAGCCCGCAAACCACAAGGGCCCCUCCUCCCGCUGGAUUGUAAAAGCCAAGCCCAGGAAUCACCAGAAGCAAUACAAGGCUUUAAUUUCUUUCCAGACCAUGAACUGCAUCCAUGAUCUUUUUCUAGAUUCAAAUUCUACGAUCUUUUAAUAUUACAAGGACAUUAGACAUUUGGGGGGAAAUCAUGAUAAAAUAAAGUCAUUUAAAAACUGGA
Messenger RNA from Sus scrofa (pig), 1689 nucleotides. It is a transcript of the gene DHODH, whose product is annotated as dihydroorotate dehydrogenase (quinone). Gene Ontology annotation, cellular component: mitochondrial inner membrane; cytoplasm. NCBI's taxonomy places the organism in Eukaryota, Metazoa, Chordata, Mammalia, Artiodactyla, Suidae. Gene Ontology annotation, molecular function: dihydroorotate dehydrogenase activity. Gene Ontology annotation, biological process: pyrimidine ribonucleotide biosynthetic process; 'de novo' pyrimidine nucleobase biosynthetic process. The record is from RefSeq and is a predicted model, not a curated record.